AUGAUUGUUUUCCUCCUUCUAGCAUUAGCUGUUAGAUCAGUGGAUCAAGAUCUUCCUUUUGAAGAUGAAACAGUUUCAACAGAUUCUACAAAUCAAAACGAUGAACAAGAUGAUGCAGAAAAUGUAGACGGUCCUACACCAACACCAACUCCAACACCAGUAGUUUUACAUCCAGUACCUCUUAAGGAAAUUAUGUCCCUUCGUGAAGUAUUGGCUGCUGGUAUUUUUGUCCUUUAUAUCAUCACAUUUUUCGCAGGCAGAGCUAAACUGAAAGCUAAAUUCGAUCAUUUCUAUAAGACAUGCUUGCCAUUAUUCCGCGAUAAGUAUUUUGCUAUUGUUCCAGAAAUAAUGCAAUAUGAGAAUAUUCAUAAGAGAAAAUGCUACAUCACUGGAAGAACAGGCUAUCAGGGUGGCAUCCUCACAGUCGAAUAUCCAUACUCUUGCGAUCCUCUUGGCAUUCUUUACUCUGCAUUCCAAAAUCGUAAGCCAACACUUACAGUUGAGCUUAUUUGCCAGCCAUUGACACAGCCAAAUGGUAUCAUCCGCAUUACAAAAGACAAACCACACUUCUUCGAUCAAUACAAGCUCAAAAUGAACCAAAUCGAAGCAGAUCCUCAUCUCAAGUGCUUCACAGACUUCGGUGAUGUCAAGAAGGAAUUCAUCGAGAAGGUUAAUGAUUUCUUGGCCGAUUUCCCACGCUCUAUUCAGAUGAUCGAAGCUUCAGAUCUCAACGACUACGAAACAAGGCUCGAAAGCAACUACGUUGCCAGAUUCGAAAUCAUUCUCAACGAUCCAGAAAUUCUCUGCGAAAGGUUGGUUGAUUUCAUCAUGGACUUCGCUGACACUUUUGUUACAUUACAGCUUUCAAAGGAUCAGCUUGAGAAGAACGAUAAGCUCCGCAACGCUUUAAUUGCCGAAAGACAACGCCGCCAGAAGGAAGAGGAAGAAAAGAACAAGAAGCUUUCUCCAGAGGAACAGAAGAGACUCGAGGAGAAGCAGGAGCGCAGAGAGAGAAGAAGGAACUCUCCAAAGAUCAAAUAUGUCAAGAAAUAA
Messenger RNA from Trichomonas vaginalis G3, 1053 nucleotides. RefSeq names its product adipocyte-specific protein 4-related family. NCBI's taxonomy places the organism in Eukaryota, Parabasalia, Trichomonadida, Trichomonadidae. The transcript has a single exon. The record is from RefSeq and is a predicted model, not a curated record. Gene Ontology annotation, biological process: endoplasmic reticulum calcium ion homeostasis. Gene Ontology annotation, molecular function: calcium ion binding. Bases 1 to 1053 code for a protein of 350 amino acids. Gene Ontology annotation, cellular component: endoplasmic reticulum.